Molecule: messenger RNA, 1166 nt
Organism: Cannabis sativa
Lineage: Eukaryota; Viridiplantae; Streptophyta; Magnoliopsida; Rosales; Cannabaceae
Exons: 2
Coding region: 297-938 (213 amino acids)
Biological process (GO): alkane catabolic process
Cellular component (GO): chloroplast
Molecular function (GO): iron ion binding; electron transfer activity
Source: RefSeq, a predicted model, not a curated record
AACAAAGGAAGCAAAGCCCAAUCAACAUAAUCCACAAAGCAAUCUUACAAAACUUUCCCCACCACCACCUUAUCCAACAAUCUUCCACGACAGGACACGCAGCAUAUGCUCUUCCAUGGAUCCCAUUUCUUUCUCCUCCACCCAGAUGCAAACAACCACCUAAACAUAAUCAAAAGAAUCAACUAAUUUCACCCCAAAAAACAUAAAACAAAAAAACAACACUUUUCUACACAGCUGAAAACUUUGAAAAACAAACUACGAUCAUUAUAUGUGAAGAAGAAGAAGAAAGACCAUUCAUGGCUUCUGCAACGACAAGAGCUACCUUUUCUUUCCACAUCUCAACCUCAUUCUCUCAACCUUCACCUCCAAAAUUCAAAACCCAUCUCACUCUUCUCCCCAAAAUCCCACCUUUCUCGCUUUCACUUCCCCACAAGCCCCUUAAACCCUUCAAAUUCAUUCCAAACUCCAUUGAUGUCUCAAAAGAAGACAAACCCACUUCAGACCAACCCACUUCAGCUCCUCUACCCCCACCGACUCCGGCGCUUGAACCUGAACCUGAAACAGAACCUGAACUGUCACUGGAGGAGCAAGAGAGCUUCGACAAACGCCGGCUUGAAGAGAAGUUCGCAGUGUUGAAUACUGGAAUCUUCGAAUGCAGGUCUUGUGGCUACACAUAUGAUGAAUCAGUAGGGGACCCAUCUUAUCCUAUACCGCCAGGACUGCCAUUUGACAAGUUGCCUGAUGAUUGGAGGUGCUCAACUUGUGGAGCUUCUAAGAGCUUUUUUGUGAGUAAGAGUGUGGAAAUAGCUGGUUUUGCUCAGAACCAGCAGUUUGGCCUUGGUGGGAAUACACUCACUUCUGGGCAGAAAGCUAUUCUUAUAUAUGGAACUUUGUUGUUCUUCUUUGUACUUUUCUUGUCUGGUUACUUCCUUCAAUAGUGGAUGAUGAGGUACUAAGGACAAAGGAGAGACUGAAAUGAAACCUCAGACUCUGUGGGAGCUGACCGUUUGAGCUACUUAGAUUAGGUAUCUUUUAGUUUUUACUAUAUGUUCAAAUAGAAUGUGCAUACUUGUAUGAUUCUCUAAGGAAGUAUACAACUUGUAUAAGUUCUCAACAUUGUAUCGUCUUCCACUCUGUCCAAUAAAACAGAAACAGUAUCAUCUCCA